CGGUAGACCGCCUGCAUGCUGUCCAAUCCCGUUCGGUCCGGCCAGUCGACUCGCACAGUGGGUGCACCGCGGUGUCUUGUCCGCUCCUCCCGUGACGCGCAGGCGUGAUAGUGUGUCGUUUGGGGUGGUUGAGUUAGUGGCCCUGGCGUGACCAAGGUGACGUGUGACGUCGGGGACGAGACGGGAGGUACAGUUCGUUGGUGUCGAGGACGGCCAUGCCCGGUGUCCCGGCGACGUGCUUGGGGGUUGGCUGCUCCCUGAAGGCCAGACUGGUCUAGCGCUCGCCCCACCCCGCCCUGCCUCAAGGGGCCUCGUCCCGCGCCAUGCGCGACCCCGCCGCCAUGCGUGACCCCGUCGCCAUGCUCACCCUGUUGUUGAUGAUCCUCUGGACGGCGCUGUCACUAGCCUUGGGCCUCGAGAUCCGAGGCGAGGUCAUCAGAGGGGUGCCCUGCAUCAAGCGCUUCCACCAGCUCUUCUGCCCCACCGCUGGCAACAGCUAUCCUAUUGACAGGAUAGAGCGGUUCAUCGACGACAACAAGUCCCUGAUGCGGAGGAUGUACGGCGAGUUCCAAAUGACGACGGAGUACGGCCCGCCGGCAAGGGAGGUGUUCGAGACGCCCGCCUCAACGACGGCGACGGGGCCUCCCGGCGGCGGUGCGUCGGCCUCUGCCGGGGUGCACGUCGGCGCGCCGGCCAGGAGACGGUCGCUGGCCAAGCGGGACGCCGAGCACCUCGCCGAGGACAACAACGGCACCGUGGCCGACGUCGACACCCCACCGCCGCCGGACCCCGUGCAGGACGCGGAGAGGGCGGGCAACGCGGCCGAGUCCUUCUUCGGCAAGGUCCGCUCAGCGAGACAAUCCUUCCGGAACAACCAAUCGCAGAGCGAGACUGGGAGGGUCGAUGCCUGUGAGAGCAAGGUGGAGAUAGUGACGCCUUACUGGGCGUCCAACUCUGCGGGCAAAAUCCGUGCCAUAGUCAACACGCAACACUUCGAGCAAGCCAUCCACCAAGAAGUAUGCGCCAAAUCUCAGACGAAGCGAUGCACUGGGGACUGCGGCUGCGAGCAGAAGUACAAGUGGCACCGUCUGCUGGCCUACGACCCGGACAACGACUGCAAGGGCAUCUUCAUGGACUGGUUCCUCUUCCCGUCGUGCUGCGUGUGCCGAUGCAACCCGUAGGGCCCAAAGGGCCCGUGGGGAGUCCCUCCGCGUCCCGCCGAGUCCGAUGGUUUUGCGAGCCGUGCCGGCUGUGCGCGAGUCAGACACGCCUCUCGGAUACGCUCCCCGUCUCUCCGUCUUCGGCCGAUGUGAGUCGGCGUGAUGACGAAUCGGACACCGCGACGACCGACCUCUCGAUGCCUCCCCUUCCACUACUCCUUGAUUUUCGAAUUUUUAAGAAGGCUUACGAAAAGUGUGACCAGAAGCCUUUACAGCCGUUACUGUACCUGAUAACGACUGCCCUGUGACACUAUGACAUGGGUCCGAAGGGUCAUGGAGUGCCUAGUCGAGGACCACGUGCCACGCGCAGGGCCUGCGGCUCGGCCUGCGGGACCUGCAGGGCCAUCUUGGGGGGUCACGGACGUGGUCAACCAGGCCAAGUGAGCUACGCCAAGGGGGUCAUGAGGGCCACAAAGCUGCACUGUUGUUACAACGAUACAAGAAACUCGUGCGAGAAAGACAUUAAUUCCAACGCACGUAGUAGUUUGUACUGUGAGAUGCAGGAGAAAGAACGUUGCAAAUGAAGCGACGCCAUUGAGUGUAUGAGUACGGAAAUUUUUGUAGGAUAUUGUAUGCCAUCACCAUUAUGUAUUAGGACCUUUGUGCGUUUUGUGUUACCUUGGAGAUGCCUCGAUUAGAAUAUGAGAAGUCGGUGUGUAUGUUACCUGCGCAAGUACGCUUGCGGUCUUGUGUUAUGAGGAAAACAAAACAAAAUUAUGUUCAGUCUUUACCUAGCAUGAUGAAUUUCUUGAAAGAGCUGAAACUACGUAGAGGCUUAGAUAAAAUACGUAAAUAUUCAGAGAACAACGAUGUGAAAGGUUGGAUGUCAUGUGAUUCGUGUGGUCUUCCCUUUCGCAGCCUUUUUUUUUGAUCCUAAUAUUGUUACAACUUUUCACUGGCCUACCUACAAGUGCGAGCGCUCAAGUUAUUUUACUUCUUGUUAUUUACAGCCUGAACAAAUCGUAUGUCAAAGUGACGUUUGUUUUUACGUGAAUGUAAAAUAGUUUUUAAGUCUUUGUUUUGUAUUACUUGAAUUGGUUCGCGAGUGCGGGCUCUAUGCUAUAUGCUUUAUUUAUUGUCCGUCGUGGCUCUUCCUCACUUUAAUGUUACGCAACGGUCUCUAGCCUGCUCCGUGUGAGGCUAUGUCCGUGCUUAUUCGUAAGACAGCAAUUGAACGACAGUUCCAGGACGUUAUAGAUCGCCUCAAUCUAUGCCUAUGCUGGAAACGUGAUAAACAGUGAUCGGAGUGAGACAUUCAUAGUUCACCUGUACUUUUAAGAAACUUCCUGUUUGCAGCAUGAAUGUUUUAGUAGCAAAUCUGUUUUGUUUAUUGUAACUUUUCUUGAAUAAGCUGGUGUUAAUAAGUUAGUGUCAUUACAUUGUCCACCAACACAUUCCUCUUGUUCGUUACAUUUGUGUUCUUACGAAGACCGUGUGAAUAAGUGUCAGAAAAACGCGGUAAAUGCGAGCACGUGUGCGACAUCACUUUCCUAUGUCACAGUUACAGAAGAACAUUCAAAUCGGCUUAGGUCCCUCAUGCAUUUCCCACAAAGUUCACUUAGUAUAUUAGUUCCCAUAAAAUUAUAAAAAUCAAUUAUUUUUGACAGUUGUACGUUUUUUAAACAGUCGGACCUUUUUUUUGUAAUUGACAUUGUAUGUUGCGUUUUAUUCAGUAAUAAACUCAAAAACACCCUC
Molecule: messenger RNA, 2915 nt
Organism: Thrips palmi
Lineage: Eukaryota; Metazoa; Arthropoda; Insecta; Thysanoptera; Thripidae
Product: protein spaetzle 3-like
Exons: 5
Coding region: 324-1181 (285 amino acids)
Biological process (GO): central nervous system formation; regulation of Toll signaling pathway; innate immune response
Cellular component (GO): extracellular region
Molecular function (GO): Toll binding; growth factor activity
Source: RefSeq, a predicted model, not a curated record